AGGUCGAGGAGGGCGAAGCUUCCUCAACUCGUUCACGCUCUUUCAGCCGAGACAGUGGAUCCCGUAACUCACCCUGGUGUUACUUUUACGCUACUAUAAACUAAUAUUUCGCAGCAUACAACCCUCCGAUGUCAGUCAAUGUCGAGCCGUUCGUCCCCGCAGGCAGGAUAGCCGGAGCUAGUCCAAGACCGAUCGGUCAAGACCUAUCUGCGAAAUCCGUGUUUUCCCCACCUACAACAGAUGCACAAGUGAUAUCCAACGGCGGAAAGUCUCCAGCACAGCUUCGAGUACAAGCGCAGGGUGCCCUUCUUAGUUUAGCUCCUCACAGUAUUCGAUACAGUGAGCUUGUUGGCGAAGGUAUCAAUCCAGUGAUACUCAGGCAACUUUAUGAAGAAGUGGGGAUCAAGGUUCCCACGCCGCAACCGGAUAAUGUAUCAACUCAAGCACCCUCACUAGUUUCAACCCCGCGCGAUCAUUCUGUCACAGAUCUCACGGCCUCGGUCGAAACCCCUGGAUCAGGUGACAUUCCUGCAACUGAAGCCGUAAGGGCGGAAAAUGUCACGCAAUCGACUGGGCUGGCAGGAAACGCGUCAACGUCCGCCCCUUCAUCUCAACCGUGUGCGGCGAAACCCAUGGAACGUAAAGAGGUCAUUGCGCGUAUGCUAGCUGCGAAGGCUGCUAAAUCUACGGGAGUCCCAACAUCACCUCCAGGGGACGUGACAAAGGAAGCACCGACAUCGGACAGCUCAGCUACAGAUGUUGAAAAGACUCGUAGCACCGGUGUUUCCACAGAAGCACCCGCAGCAGAAAAGGAGGUUCGUGUCAGGGAAAAGAAUAAGGCACAAACAGAGUUGGCUAGACAACGAAUCGAGCAACUCAAGAAGCAAGGUCUCAUGAGAUUACAGCAAAAGUCAACCUCAGGCGAUGCAUCUCCAAGUAAUGACCUGUCAAACACGAAAACGACUCACGAUCUUACACCAACCUUGAAUUCAUCGUCAAUACAACAUCCCCUGCCUGAGCGUCCCCCUGAUCCUGAGACAGGUUCUUUUGCACGUAUCCCUGGAUUGUUCAUGACCGAUGUAGCUCAGGAGGCACAUGACGACCCAUCUACGACGUCUACCCCAGCGCUUAUGAUUGAUUCCACCCCGCAGCCUCGCUUUAAUCAACGCAAGCGCCCGCGAGCAUCUGAUUUUGACGAACCUGUUCCUUUGCCUAGGAAGACAUCUAACAACGGAGUGAACAAUAGUGUCUCAGGCGAUAGGCUUAUCAUUGACAUCAGCGAUGACGAUCUAUAUGGGGAUGACGAAGAUGAUGCUAUGGAUAUUGAGACCUUCCAAGAAAAUGAUGUCCCUUCAGUUCCGGAAGGUCCAGCAGGGAACUACCUUGCUGCGGAGUCCCUUCCGCCGAGACCUGUGACAUCGUCAAGUCAAGGGGCUUCUUUGUCUGCGACCCCGCAAUUUCCACGGAAUAAUGAUCCAGAAGACCUCCGUAGGAAAGACCUUGAAAUACAAGCAAUGCACAGGCGGAUUGCAGAGCUGGAAGAACGCAAGAAGGCAAAAUUAGCUGCCAGUCGUACUCAGUCUCCUCGUGCGGCGGAUUCAGAGGCAUCGCCUCCUGAAACAUCUCCACCAACUGAUACUGAAGCUUGUGAUACGCCCAUACAGGCUGCACCAGCUUCCGCUGAGCACAAUCUUUCACAAGUGAACGCCAUGGACACUUUGCAAGAAACUACAUCAUCCGCCCCUAAUCAUCAUCCGACUUCAAACGGUCUUUCAUGUCGUUUGGUCUCCAUGGAUGCUGAACAAUUGAAAGACAUGAAGUCGAAAGUCUUACGGAAAAGAGAGAUCGAAGCCGGAGUUCCUGCUUUGGACGCAGAAAUUAAAAGAUCUGAGACAAGGCUAGAGGAAUUCAAUUUUGAACAGGAGAAGCUUUUGCUAGAUAUCAGUAGGGGAAAAGAGGGCCGACAGCAACUCUUAGAGGAAUUGGGCAAUCUUAACACAGAGCUCGAUGGAUUGUCACUGGAAGAGGUGGAAUCAGCACUAGACAGGCUGAGAACCAUGCAGGAAUCAGCAAAUGAAGCCCAAGAUCUGCAACUAAUUGCUCCAGAUGAGAAAGAUAUCGAAAUAUCAAGUGGCUCUGAGGCUGAGUCCCAGCUUCAAGAACAAAAGGGUUCUAUUCAAGAGCCAUCCGUCAAUACUCCAAUCGAUGCAGGCAGCCCGUCGCGUCCGUCUGGCAUUACUGCGGCCCAACAUGACGUAUCUGAAGCUAGUAGGGAAUCAACCCCGAUUUCUUCCUCCGAUUCCACAGGGUCAGCUAUGGAUGAAUCCAGUGAUAGUGAUAGCGACGACAGUGAUGACGAUAGUGACGACUCUGCAUCCGCUGGGCAAGGGGAGUCCAACGCCCAGUCUCCUGUGCCAGACGUCCAUAUGUCUUGGGUCUCGGACGGUGUAAAAGAUACUAACCAAGUGGAACCAAGUCCGUUGGGCGAAGAGCAUCAUGGUCACCUACCGGACCAAUCUCAAGCCACGAACGUGACAGACCAGUCUGACAUGUCUUCGAGCUCUAGUGAACAAGAUGUUGAAAUGACUGAAGAUCAGGCUUCUGAUAAAUCUACGGUUUCAGAAGCCUAUGAGCCCCCGGAACCGGAAGGAAAUGCAAGCCCAGCUGACUCGGUCUAUUCACCCCCUUUUAGUCCAGCUUCUCCUGGCCCCGUUGAGCCCACCGUUCUUAGUUCUCCAGUGCAAAACCCCCAGAACACCGGUGAACCACCGGUUGGUACUAUCCAAGAAUCGGCCGUCUCACUAUUUGAAAACAAUCAGAAUGCUCGACAGCCGGGAGAUUCAGACCAGAAGUUCUCGCCUUACGUUAGUCCAUUGAAAUCUUUCAAGGCUUUCCGCUACCAUCCAAAAUACACUGAUGAGGUUACGGGUGGCUAUCGUUCCCUAACCUACAGCCAUAAUAUUGAUCCUAUGGUUUACCUUUGUCCUUUCGAAGGGGCAGGUGGCGUCUGCAACGACCGGUCUUGUGAAUUCCAACAUUUUCGUGAUAUGACUCUUAGCGGUGCGUCGACAGACUUGAGCAAACUACACGCAACACCUCCCCAUGUGCCAUGACUUAUAGUUAUUUAUCGUGCCUCGCGCAUCCUUUUUUUUUUUUCCUUUUGUUGUUUGAACUUCGGCUUUCCUUUCAGCACUUUCCUCCCAGCCUUCCACACCAUCCAUCCAUUCUAUACCCUCAUUCUUGCCAGCUGUGGUCGCUUUUGCAUUGUGCGGAUGCUGACACACAGGGUUAUUAACAUCGACAGAUGACAAAAUCCUUGUCCAGAUGGGAUCUCUUCGAGAGGGCAAAACACCAGAAGAAAAAGACAACUACAUUGCUGG
This is a messenger RNA of Aspergillus pseudotamarii, 3380 nucleotides long. RefSeq lists its product as uncharacterized. NCBI's taxonomy places the organism in Eukaryota, Fungi, Ascomycota, Eurotiomycetes, Eurotiales, Aspergillaceae. The record is from RefSeq and is a predicted model, not a curated record. The coding region runs from base 129 to 3113 and encodes 994 amino acids. The transcript has 3 exons.